CCCGUGGGGAGGGGAGGAGGGGAGGGGAGGGGGGUCUGUCCGCUGCGCUCCCCGUCCGGCAUGGCGGAGGCUCAGCAGCUGCGGGUGCAGGAGGCCAUCGACGGCAUGGUGCAGGGCCUGGAGCGGGAGCACAUCCGCAAGAUGCAGGGCCUGAUGUUCCGCUGCAGCGCCACGUGCUGCGAGAACCAGCGGGCCUCCAUGCAGCAGGUGCACCAGUGCAUCGAGCGCUGCCACGCGCCGCUGGCCCAGGCCCAGGCCCUGGUCACCCAGGAGCUGGAGCGCUUCCAGAGCCGCCUCUCUCGCUGCACAAUGCACUGCAACGACAAAGCCAAGGACGCCUUGGACUCAGGGAGCAAAGAAUCGCAGGUGAAGCUGCAGCUGGAGAACUGUGUGAUGAAGUGUGUGGAUGACCACGUUCAUCUCAUCCCCAGCAUGACCAAGAAGAUGAAGGAGAGCCUGGCCGGCAUCGCUCAGUAGUCCUCCCCCUGCGCAUAAACCCAGGUCCGGCUAGGAAGGGUGCCAUGAACUCAAUGAAACUGGGAAACAAAAGUGGGAAUAUCAGAAUGGGAAACAGGUGGUUGGGUUUUUCCUGGCUCAUGGAUAUGUUUAUGAGACCAGGGAAUUUCCCUGCCUUGUUUUGACCCACUCUCCUCAUCCUUGUGGUGAAAAUGGGGAAGGAGAGGUGAGAAGGUGCUUCGUUGUCAACCCUAAAGUUUGCUCACCUAUUGUCUUAGCAGAGCAGAUUCACUUAGGCCCCUUAAAAUUAAUACCUCUGGUGCUGUAUAAAGACACAAAAUGGCUAUUCCUACAAUCCUGCUCAAGGAGAUGGUUUGUUCUUGGUCUUGUGAUGUAAUUGAGUGACAGAAGAUACAAUAUUAAACCACCUGAAUUCUCCAAAGCUGCUGGGAGCUUCUAUUUGUGCUUUCAUCCAAAUCAGGCAGGUUUUUCUUUUCUUUGUCCAGGCAGCAGAUAUGGAUGUGUGUGCCUUAAUACGUCCUGAGUAGGGGGAAAUGCACUUGUGUGCAUAUCCAAGUCUGGGCCAGAUCUAAGCAGAGGUUUUGUCACUGGCAGCUGGCAUGUUUUGCCACCCACUCAUGAGGGAUUCAAGCAGGAAAGGAGCCAUCGGAACCUGGGAAGCUGUGUUGCUUAAGUUUGCCGAGUGAGACAGAAAUGAAGAUUAUAAGGGGGUUUAAAAAUGCGACAUCAAAAUGUGAAUUUAGCUGUCAAAAUAUGUGAGAUCUUCUAAGUCACUCCCAAACAAAUGUUUAUUAAAUUCUUAAAAUCUG
Pantherophis guttatus is the source of this 1286-nucleotide messenger RNA. RefSeq names its product TIM double twin CX3C motif chaperone (gene TIMCC). Gene Ontology annotation, cellular component: cytoplasm. The record is from RefSeq and is a predicted model, not a curated record. Lineage: Eukaryota; Metazoa; Chordata; Lepidosauria; Squamata; Colubridae.